AUGGUAGGACUUAGUCUGGUGGCCCGACUUAAUAGAACAGUGAAAAAAGUGAAUCAUAUUAAUAUGGACGUGAAUGCUCCAUUCGGUGGUGUAAAUAUAAUCUUUUUUGGCGAUUAUUUACAAUAUUCUCCAGUGCUGGAUAAACCUCUGUAUCAUAGCUACGCAUUGGCACAGCAGCAUAACGAACGUCAAAUAGAAAUGCAACGUGCACAGAAGAUAAUAUCUCAAAGCAAUUGUGUUGUCAAAUUGAACCAGCAAAUGUGGACGAAAGAUGCAAGAUAUCUAGAACUAUCAACUAGGUUAAGAGAUGGGAAAUCAACAGCCGAGAAUUAUCAACUUCUUUGUACACGAGUAAUUGGAGCUCCAAAUUUGGAGAUAUCUUUGCAACAGGAACCAUGGAACAAAGUAUGCUAG
Molecule: messenger RNA, 414 nt
Organism: Rotaria socialis
Lineage: Eukaryota; Metazoa; Rotifera; Eurotatoria; Philodinida; Philodinidae
Source: the annotation of a GenBank genome assembly